AAUAGAAAUGCAGUCUGAAACUUCGCGUACUCUCAAAGUAUGCUCCCUCCAGUACAAGCCUGUCUACAAAGAUAUUGACGAAUCCUCCCAGAUUGCUGACAAACUGCUUUCUGGGUUCUCAGACCAAGAUGAGUUCGAUGUGAUUUUGCUUCCAGAAAUGGCGUUCGCAGGGUACACGUUUGACGACAAGGAAGACAUUGAGCCGUAUUUGGAGGAAGCAAAGAGCGGGAAGACUUUUGAGUGGUGAGCAUCUACAGCCAAAAGACUCAAAGCAUAUGUAUUCUGAGGUUAUCCAGAGAAAGAAGGAACAAAGAUGUACAACUCUCAGUUAGUAGUUUCUCCUGAAGGAGAAUUCCUGAAAUCAUACAAGAAGACUUAUCUUUAUGAGACUGAUGAAACCUGGGCAGAUGAGGGACCUGGCUUUGAAUGCAUGACUAUCAAGAAUAGGGCAGGCCAGGAAGUUAAAAUUGGCAACGGAAUCUGAAUGGAUAUUAACCCCUAUAAGUUUCAAGAUGAAUCUGCUCCAGGAGCAAAAGCAUGCGCAUUUGCAAAUUAUCAUGCUGAUAAUGAUGUUGAAGUCAUACUUUUUUCUUCAAACUGGGUCGAUAGUGAUUUGGAUAAGGUAGCUGAUGAUGAAGCAACCAUGUCAACAUUGAAUUAUUGGUGUUACAGGCUGGCUCCUUUCAUGAGACCUAAAGACACUUCCAAGAAGAGAUAUUUUGUAUGCGCUAAUAGAAAUGGAGAAGAAAAAGGCACAAACUAUGUCGGAAGUUCAUGCUUCCUAAUGGGUCAUGAAGGCAAGUUCACCCUGCUUGGAAAUCUCUCGAGGCCUGCUGUAGGAGCCCUCCAGGCUACACUUAAGCUGGAUUAG
Molecule: messenger RNA, 871 nt
Organism: Moneuplotes crassus
Lineage: Eukaryota; Ciliophora; Spirotrichea; Euplotida; Euplotidae
Source: the annotation of a GenBank genome assembly